Molecule: messenger RNA, 360 nt
Organism: Fusarium venenatum
Lineage: Eukaryota; Fungi; Ascomycota; Sordariomycetes; Hypocreales; Nectriaceae
Source: RefSeq, a predicted model, not a curated record
AUGAGUCUGGGUCUGAACGACGCCGAUGUUCUUCACAAUCCAGGAAUCCCUGCCGUUGAGCCAUGGGCCACCUUGUUUAUUGACGCUGUCCACGACAAAAGGUACGGCGAUGCUAUAUGGUCCCGCUACCAUAUCUUCGGAGAUGUGGUGGAUGGCAAGUUCGAGAAAUUGACCGUACUUGAAACUAUCAAAGACGAUGCAAUGAGAUACAAGGAAUUCGAACCUGAAGCAUAUGGUGAGGCUGUGGCUUUCUAUAAGGAUACGAUGAACAGUGCGGAUACACACCCAGAGGUGAUUGAGAUAAUCUUGCAAAUUGGCGAGCAGGAUUUUAGUGUUGUACAUAUUCCUGAAGGCAUCUAG